AUGCAGUCCGUUUCCGACAGCCCGCCCCGCGCUCCUCCGGUCAAGUACAACGCCCCUCUAGGCACUCGUUGGGCGAAGGAAAAGGCGGCGGCUGGCGGUGCAACCGCGUUCGACCUUCCCACUGACCCCAAGGCCAUCGGACCAUGGAUCCUCGGGGAGUGCAUUGGAAAAGGCGCGUCAGGGCGGGUCAAGAUCGCGAAACACCGCCGCACUGGUCAGCUCGCCGCCGUCAAGAUUUUGCCUGUUGCCCCUCUUGUCAAUUCUCGCGCUUCUCUGGCGACUCAGCAGGCAAAAUCAGAAAAACAACGUCUCGGUAUCGACCGCGAAAUCACCAUGAUGAAGCUUAUGAACCACCCGAACAUCAUGCGCAUCUACGACGUCUAUGAGGGUGACAAGGAGCUAUUUCUGGUCCUCGAAUACGUGGAGGGUGGCGAACUGUUCGAUUUCUUGGUCAACAAGGGCCGACUUCCCCCAAGCGAGGCUCUCAUCUACUUCAGACAAAUCAUCUACGGCCUCAAUUACGCUCAUACCUUCUCUAUCAUCCAUCGUGACCUCAAGCCAGAAAAUAUUCUCAUAGCAUCCCUCUCACCUCCUCAAAUCAAAAUCGCUGAUUGGGGAAUGGCCGCCUUUGCUCCUCCUACGCUUCAGCUCGAAACUAGUUGUGGAUCGCCUCAUUACGCCAGUCCAGAAAUCGUCAACGGCGAGAAGUACCAAGGGAACGCUACUGAUAUCUGGAGCUGUGGCGUCAUACUCUAUGCUCUUCUCACUGGACGCCUGCCUUUUGACGACAAGAACGUCAGAACUCUUCUCACCAAGGUCAAGAGUGGGAAAUACGACAUGCCCGCUUGGAUAGAUCCCCUUGCGAAAGAUCUCCUGAGCAAGAUGCUUAUCGUUGACGUUAAGCAACGUAUCACGAUUCCAGAAAUUCUUUCGCACCCUUGGCUCAUAUCACACCCCGCUAUCCCUUUUUCGGCGUCGGAUGGCUCUAAGUUUACAAUACUGGCACCUCCACUCCCUCCUUCCCCGAGUAUCCUCGCUCGUCCUAUUGCUUCUCUUGACUUGAUUGAUUCAGAGCUAUUCUCGUCUCUUCGUAUCAUCUGGGGACGUCACGCGGAUCCUCAAGGAGAAUCUAUCAAGCGCGAUCUCUGUGGGCCUGCCAGCCAAGGGGUGUAUGCGAAGGCUUUCUACUUCUUACUCGGAAAGUAUCGCGAAGAGUCUUCUAAAAACCGCUCUAAUGACGCUGAAUUUGACCUUCAACGGGAGUCUUCCAUCGAUCUGGAAACGGCCAAAUUCAACCUCGGCUGGGAGCUUGACCAUUCUGGUGCGCCUGGCAGUCUAAGGAAGUACGAUGUGUCAAAGACGCAUCACGUUUUCUCCAGCCCGCAGAAAGUCUCGACUCCCUCGCCUGCUCUGCCUGCUGCCGCUCAACAGCCCUACCCCAACAUCUCAAUUGGGCCACCUCCUGGCAUGAACUCGCGUAAACGAACUUUUACGGAUGGCAGCCUUCCCGCCAAAGACCGGUCCGACACGGUCCCUCGCUCUGCCGCGAACAGCAGUCGUACGCAAGUAGAGAGCUGGAAGGCGCAGUUCCUGGCGCAGAAGGAUAACCUUUCUGAUACCACUACCUCGUCCAGCGCGAGCAGCACUUCCACGGCGAACAGCCACAUGCGUCGAAAACCUUCCGUCAGCUCUCAGGCCACCAUUGCUGUUGGCGCCGCGCCUGCAGGUGUCAAUCUCUUAGGGCGAAGUGGUGGGCGUGUAGUCGCACCGCGUCGGGGACAGACCUAUUCUAUGAUGCCAGAACGGCGGGAACCUAGUCAACCUGCCUCCGCAGGGACGACGGUCGGGUCUAUGGGCUUCUCGCAACACCUCCAACAGAUCCAGGCGCGUGCCGCAUCUGUUUCGUCUUCCUCGCGAUCCUCGCAGUCCCACUCUCGUUCGCAGCGGCCUAAGUCGUCCAUCGGCCCGCUCUCGCCGUUCACCGAGAACGAGAAGCGGGCGAUGUUCGCGUCGCCGGUCUUGGACGUCUUCACCGGCGCCAAGACCAAUGCCAGUAGCGACGAUGCUGGGAGGCCUGUGAGCGGGGUUCAGUCUGACGCCAGUGCUAGCGUCGGUGCACCUGUGGAUCUCGUAGAGGUGGACCUGCCAUUGCUUACGGCACCCAAAACCGACAACCCGGAACUGCAACGCACCAUGGAGGACAUCACACAGAGGGUGAACGAGCUCGUCCAGGCUGUUGCAGGCUCUCAACACGCUGUAACCGCGCCUGCACCGUCUCUGUUGCCCGCUGGAGGUCAGACCAAGGACGGUGCGCGGACACUGGCCGUGCAUUCCCACGGCCCUGGGCAUGGGGCAUCUAGCCACUCGCACCCUCACCCAAAGGCGGACGAGGACAAGGAGAAUCAGAGCAUCGACGAGGAGAGCUGGAGCCAUGUUAAUGUCAGUGGCGAUGCGGAUCGGUCUGGUGGUGUGGGGCUCGGCGUCGGCCUCGCGGGUCAUAAUCAUGGCCAUCGCGAUGUUGGCAGGGAGAUCGGGAACGUGUCACAGAACGUUUCAAGCUCACCCUCGAGAGGCAAGAAGGAAAAGGAGAGAAAAGGCCGGCCCCCUCCGCUCGACCUGCCGUCUCUCAACCCCAAGCGCACGACUUUCGCCAUGUUGGGCUCGCCAAUCGCCCUGUCUACGCCGCUUCAUCCUCCGCCGUCCAGCGCCAACAGGAUAAUGGCUUCUCCCGUGGUGGGCGAGUUCAAAGGCUGGUUCUCGAACCUCUUCAGCUGGAAGAACUCGAGCGCCAACGGGGCUGUUCUCUACUCGUCUGACGACAUCCAUAGGACACGCCUGCACGUCGCGCGAAUCCUCGAGGGCUUGGGUAUCGUCCUCGCCAACCACCCAAGUGAAGCGCAUCUCACCUCUGAGCAAACACAGUCAGAGGUUCUCUUCUGUCGUGUUGAUCAGCCGACAGUCGAUCCCGCCAAUGGCGUCUCGCUCAAGAACGUCCGCUUUCGAGUCGAAUUUCGAGCAGGGCCUGGUCCAUCUCACGAUCUGCAAUCGUCAGCUCAUCCUGUGGGCGGUUCCGGUGAAGAUCCCUCAUAUUUGCUAACGGCGCCACCGCAGACCCCCAACUACGCUGUGACGCCCACAUCUGCAGGCCCCGUCUCGCAUGGGACACCACUUCCAAGUCCUAUGCCUGCUAUGGCGAAGUGGGACUUCCCACCUGGGUGUCUGUGUGCGGUGGCGUUGGUUUAUGAGAAGGGCUCCAUGAGUACAUUCAGAGCGGUCUGGCGGAGGCUCAAGGAAGAAUAUGGCGACUCCAGCACGGCGUACCCGUGCUUCAGCCCAGCUAUUCCUGGAACGCCGUAUACGGAGAGCCAGCGGAUGGUGGUGUGA
Messenger RNA from Cyclocybe aegerita, 3384 nucleotides. The record is from the annotation of a GenBank genome assembly. NCBI's taxonomy places the organism in Eukaryota, Fungi, Basidiomycota, Agaricomycetes, Agaricales, Hemipholiotaceae.